AUGCAGGAUAAUAUUGCGCAACUGGAACAUCAUGCUCGCGACCCCCGCCGCGCCCAACAACCUCCUGCGCCCACGCCUACCCAGUAUCGCUCACAAUUCCCCGAGCGAACUUCCUCCGCCGCCUCCGUCCGAGGCCAAGCUCAACAGGCUCAGGCAUACGACCAUGGCGCCUACGCGCAAUCGGCCACCUACGAUACUAUGGACCACCCCAACUUUUCCCCCUUCCCCGUGCUGCGGAAUCCACCUCCCAAUGUCCCUCCGACCGAUGAGCAGCGGGAAGCCAACCUGGAGCGCCACCGCGCAGCCAUUUUGUCGACCACCGACCCCGAAGUCCAGCUUACUUGGGCCCAAGAUACCUUGGCCUUUGUUGAAGUGGCCGCACAAAACGAGGACCGCUUGUCCCUCACGCAGCCACCACGUCCCCACACACCUCAGGUGGAACGACAGCUCAAGACUGAUGCUCUGAACAUCGUCAGCUUCUUGGCGGAGCAGCACCACCCUCACGCCGAGUUUAUCAAGGGAAUGUGGUUGGAAUUUGGCAAGUUCGGCUUCCGGGUUGAUCGCAAGGAGGCCUUCCGAUGCUAUUCUAGAGCCGCAGAGAAGGGCUAUGCUCGCGCAGAGUACCGCAUUGGAAUGCAGUUCGAAAGUUCAGGAGAGCCGGAGAAGGCAAUUAGACACUACGAGCGGGGUGUUGCAAUGUCCGAUUCCGCCUCAUACUACCGCCUCGGAAUGAUGAUUCUUCUUGGUCAGCAUGGUCAGCGCCAGGAUUUCCAGCGAGGACUUGAGUGCAUUCGUUUAGCUGCACAAUCUUGUGAUCAAAAUGCGCCGCAGGGUGCCUACGUAUAUGGCAUGCUCUGUGCUCGUGAGCUUCCCCAAGUCAGUGUCCCAGAGGCGUUCUUGCCUGCCGACCUCAACACCGCGCGCGUCAAUAUCGAAAAGGCUGCCUUCAAUGGAUUCGCAAAGGCGCAAGUGAAGAUGGGUGCCGCAUAUGAGCUUUGCCAGCUUGGUUGUGAUUUCAACCCCGCAUUAUCAUUGCAUUACAAUGCCCUUGCAGCACGCCAAGGUGAGCCUGAGGCAGAGAUGGCCAUUAGCAAAUGGUUCCUGUGUGGACACGAAGGUGUCUUCGAGAAGAACGAUGAGUUGGCCUUUACGUACGCCCAGCGUGCGGCUCAGAGUGGUCUCCCUACAGCCGAAUUCGCCCUGGGAUACUUUUACGAGGUCGGUAUCUUCGCGCCGAGUGAUAUUAAAGAGGCCCGAAUCUGGUAUGCCAAGGCUGCCGCCAGCGGAAACAAAGAUGCCUCUGGUCGAAUCGACAGCAUUUCGCGCUCCAAGACCCUCUCCCGAAAGGACCACGAGAAGGUUGCGAUUUCUCGAAUCAAGUCAACACGUUAUGUUGCUCACCAACGCGGAGGAUCUUUGGAAGCCACACCCGAAAACAUCGAGAUGCCAGAUCCCUCCCGCAUGACCUUGUCUGAUCCUCCCUCCUCUGCUGCCCCAUACCCGGAUCGCCCAAUGUCACGCCCUCGUCCCCCGGGUCAGCCCAAUUACCAAAUGCCCGAUCCUCGACCCAGUUCGGCAUUUGGCGUCAACCCAAACUUGCGCAAUGGUCCUCCAGGUCCAGGUUACGGUGGCCCGCCUGGCCCUGGACCCCGGGCUGCAUCUUAUGGACAGGGUCCGCCGAUGGAUUAUCGCCGUCCCAGUCCUGGUACUCCACUCAGUGCGCCUGCAGGACCAAUGAGUCCCCAAGGCAGUAUGAUCAGCCCUACCGGAACACCCCGGUUGGACAUUGGGUACUCUGCACCGGCACCGCCGCCGGGUGGUGACCGACGACGCCCUAAUCGACUCGAAGGAGUUCCGCCAGAUCGCAUACCAGUGCGAACUCCUGUCUCUGCUCACGGUGGUCCUAUACUAUCUCCACGAGCACCCGCGUCUCCUCGUUCGACUGGCUCUCCUUCUUCCGGCACAUUCCCCCCACGCCAGGAGUCACGCCUGCCAUCUAGAGGAUCAGCAUCUUCUACACCUCAGCCGCAGUCAGCACCGCCGACCCAACGACCUGCCGCCGCUCAGCCACCAAAGCCAGCUGGCCAGCCCCCCAGUAAAGGCCCCAAGACCUUCGAGGAAAUGGGAGUCCCCAGUGCUAACAAGGACAAUGAUUGCGCAACUGACAUCUCAGCGAAUUUACACGGCAAAAUUUCAAAGGGUGAGAUUGACUGCACAGUUCAAUCAUACAAAGCAUGGCUGGCUGGCACUGACGGAAAUCCCAACACAGGACAAGCCGUCAAAAUCCUACAAAAGUUGGAGCAAACGGGUGAAAUUACAGCUCGAACAGCAGGAAAACAAAUCGUCUACCAUACACCACAGAAACCAUCCGAUUCCAUCAGCCCCGAAAGUAUCGCCUUGAUCAAAUCCGAGAUCAACGAACUUCAAGACCAGCUACCGUCCAUAAAAGCAGAGGAAAAGAAAGCACGUGCUGCUCUCUCAGCCCUGAAGGCCAAACCUCGAAUUGCAGAACUACAGCUGGAUAUACAGCGGCUAGGAUGCGAACGAGAUAAUAUGCAAGCGCGUCUAGCGAAACUGAAUGGACCUGAGGCCACGGCCAUCCAGAUUACCCCGGAGGAAAGGUCCCAGCUUGAGCAGGAGUGGAAGAUCUGGUAUCGACAGGCUACUAUUCGCCGCCGUAUUUGUAGGGAUAUGUGGGAUCGAUGCAGUGAGGUAUUGCCCGAGAAUACGAGUGUGUUAGAGCUAUGGGUAUGGUGCCCCCAAUACAAUACAAUUACCCUAUCACCAGCUGGUUUUGCAAAUGCCCUGCUAACGUGGCUGCAGGAGUCUUUGGGGCUUGAAGGCGCGCUCCAAUGA
Messenger RNA from Penicillium waksmanii, 2856 nucleotides. RefSeq lists its product as uncharacterized. Lineage: Eukaryota; Fungi; Ascomycota; Eurotiomycetes; Eurotiales; Aspergillaceae. The record is from RefSeq and is a predicted model, not a curated record. Gene Ontology annotation, molecular function: protein binding. The coding region runs from base 1 to 2856 and encodes 951 amino acids. The transcript has 3 exons.